AUGGUGGACCAGGAGGACCAACACCACGUUUUCCACCCCUCGUCGCACCCACGCCGCUCUUCGUCGGCCUCGGCUUCCUCGGGCACCCGCAAGGCCUCGUCGCUCGCAAAGACGUGCGGGCGCGUCACCAUCGCUUUCUUGGCCAUCGUCGGAUGCGUCAUCCUCGCCGGCCUCAGCUUCGUCGCCUACGGUGGCCUCAAGGGCUUCCUCAACCCGACCCGUCUCCACGCCCUCAACCCGUCCCAGGCAGACUCGUUUGCAGCCUCGUCGGCCGUCCGCCCGCUCUUUGGGCCAGACGACCGCUUCGACGUCCUCGCCACCGUAUGGCUCGACGUCACCCACCACCUCGAUAGCGGCCUGCCCCUGCCCCCUUCCCCGAUCGACGGCCGGCCCCUGCGCGUCGUCGAAUACUUCCCGCCCCGCACCAACUCCGCGCCGAGAAAGGAGGCCAUCCUCUACUCGGACGUCCUCUUCCAUUACGUCUCGGCAAGCGACAGCAAGCGCCACCACACCUUGCCCCUCCGCGUACCCAUCGCACCACUCUACACCCCUCACCUCGGCCCCUCUUCCCUACGAGCCACCUUUGCCAUCGUCGACAGGCGGCCGCGCGCCGCCGCAGCCCUCAAGGACGCGUCAACGGUCUACUAUUCAGGAGCGCCCCUCCUCCCACGCACCCCGGACCUCCUCAACCUCACCGACGACCAUGUGUCCACCAUCGACCACGCCCUCAGCAGGACCGGCGUCAGCGUCAGCCUCCUCAACCUCCUCGAAUCCCCGUGGUCUCGCGUCGGGCCUCCGAGCGAUGACAACAGCACAGCCGCCUCCGCGUUCGGCGCAUCGGCCGCCUACACCAGCCACAGGUCAAACAUGAUGUUUGAUGCCGCUCCCGACAACCUGAGCUUCCUCCGCAACGUCAACUUCUCCCUCGACGCGGCGGCGGCGACGGCGCAAGGUCGGCAGCAGCAGCCGGGACGCCUGCCCGAGUUCACCGACCUCAACCGCACCAUCUUCCUCCCGCACAUCGCCACCCGCAGCCGCAUCGCGCUCGUCAGGGACGACGCCGUGUUCAACGAGUUCGUCUUUGACAGGAACCACCUCGAGGCGGCGAGCGAGCUGAGGUUCAGGUGCGCGCUCGACAUUAUGAACUGCCGGAGGCCCUACGACUUUCACUCGUACGAGCAGUGGGUCCAGCUGGCCGACGCGACCGACACGACCGCCGACGGCAUCGCCGCCCCCCUCCAGCGCUUCUACACUCCUUUCCUCGCCCACAAUCCCAUGGCCUCUGCGCCGCGCCACCACCGCCUCGUGCCCAGCCGCGCGCCCGCUUCCGCCUUUGCGGGAGGGGGCGCCGUCACAUCCGCCGCCGACUCACCCGCUCCGAUUGCCUUGAAGCGAUACGACGACGACCACGAGCAGUGCCGCGUGCCCGUGCUCGACGUCGACCCGACCGGCCAGUUUUUUCAAUUCGACUGGAACGUCUACUUUUCGGCCCACUCGCUGCGCAAGGCCAUCUUUGGCGAGGACCUCGCCAAGGCCGUCUACGCGCAGCCGGAACGCCACACGCAACCGCUCGAGUACGACGCAGAGGGCGAUGAGCAGCUGGUGGCCUACGGCUCGUACCAAGAGGACGUCUACUGGUCCAUGAUUGCCUAUGCGAAUGGCGAUGCGCCCCAUCCGGACGCUCGGCAGACGAGGAAUCUCAUCGCCGGCGUCUUGUCCAUGGGCGUCGUCGUCCCGGUGCACUUCUUGCUCAACUUCGCCUUCUGGUAUACGCGCACAACUACGGCGGGCAUCUACACCGACGCGCACUGGAUCGCCGUCGCUGCCGUGGGCCUGCAGAUCAUCGUGCAGGCUACCGACCCCAACACAUGGUCGGACCUCGACCCCGUUAGCGCCAUCUUUGGAGGAGCAUGGUGGCUGAUCGGGUACGCCUACGUGCCCUGGAUGCUCAUGACUCUGCUGCGGCUUCGACGGCCGUCUGCGGUCUCGGGCGGACCCGGCGGAAGCGGCCGACGCAAACGCCGCGGCGGCUGGCGCCAAUGGCUGGGCCUUCAACAGCGACCUCGCAGCCGGCGCGAGAGGGAGAGCUUGCGCGUCGAGCGGGCCGAGAUCGGCACCGGCAAGCUUGCAGCGCUGGCCAUAACCGUGGUCACGGUGUUCCUCCUCUCGUCCCGCCUCGACGUGACGCUACGUCGCGGCCUGGGAUGCCGAGAGAUGCCACCACCCGGCGCACCCUCAAUGAGCCGGACGGACGCGAUACGCGCCGGGGUGCUGGACGUCACCUCGGUGCUGUUUACCGUCGUGCAGCUGGGCCAGCUGGCCUUCAACUGGGCGCACGGCACGUUUGCGGGCGAGUUCCGGCUGAGCGCGUGGCUGAGCUUUGGCUCGCUCGUCGCGCUGCAGGCGUUCGACCACCUCGCCUCGCUCUCGGGCCACGCGGAGACGAGGGAUCCGCUCAUGCUCAGCCAUCUCGUCGAGCUGCUCGUCUCGGCCGUCGCGGCCUACCAGGCUUAUUGGUUUGGGGGCGUUGUUCAGAAGAGGAAUGAGGAGGAGGAGGAGGAGGAUGAGGGGUGGGAGGGGCAUGAGAAGAGGUGA
Molecule: messenger RNA, 2595 nt
Organism: Pseudozyma flocculosa PF-1
Lineage: Eukaryota; Fungi; Basidiomycota; Ustilaginomycetes; Ustilaginales; Ustilaginaceae
Exons: 4
Coding region: 1-2595 (864 amino acids)
Source: RefSeq, a predicted model, not a curated record